AUGUCCUCAGAUCCUCUUGAACCAGUCAAGCUUCUCAAACUAAUUCCUCAGCUCUUACCUCGAUCAACAACAUCGCCUUUACCUCAACCUACAGAUUCUAUAGCAUCACUCAUCCAUGCUAUACACAUCUCACUCAACUUCAGGCUGAUCCCUGUGCCUUCUACAUCUACUUCGACUUCUUCUCAGGUGCAAGCUGCUACUACUUUCAACAAUAUCAACGAGAAUGACAAUCAGCCAGAAGGUGAAAUCGAUGACAACGCUUCUGAGACUACGACAGCAGUUGAUCCGGACGAACCACUGUCAACAGUCUCGGAAGGAACAUUGAAUGAAGGCUGGAAUGAAAGAGGCGAAGACAAUUAUGUGUUUCAAUAUAGACAUGAACAAUCUUCAAUGUCUUUCAGAGUCAGAGUAGGUAGAAUGGGUAGUAGAGUGCAGAUCGAUGCCAUGGCAGAAGACGGCGCACCUCACACAAUCUCGAUAGUCCUUUCGGACCUUUUGGAUACUUCUGCUUUCCCUAUUCCGAGCUCUGCAACGUCUUCAUCUACAAACACCGGUGAACGUGAAGGAUUAGCUAAGAGUUGGGGCUUUAAAUCGAUUUCAAGUGUAGAAUCGUUCGUAGACCAAUACAAGGCAGAUAUCAUCGCUAGGUUAAUACCUGGUCUCCAAGUUACAGGAUACGAAGAAUCACGAUCAGUUGGAUCUGAUCCACGAAACCCUCCACCCUCUACUCCGGGCUACAACCCUCCAGCUCGUCCUCAGCCACCCGUUAACCCAUUGGUUGAUCCUCUCCGUGAUCCCUAUCAAGGCAACAAUCCUGCUUCGAUCGGAAGAAGGGAUCUUGAUCCUCUUGCGUCACUCCAACCUCCAGGAUCAUUCAACCCUAAUCGAGAUGGGGGAGGUAUGUUGGUAGAUUUCAACCAUCCUUUAUUCGACAGACGUCGUCAAGGUCUAGAUCCAGAUUUCUCAGGACCAGGAGGAUCGAUUCAGCCUCCUGGAAGUAGAUGGGAUCCUAUCGGACCUUCUGGUGGUGCUAGAUUCCCAGGACCAGGUGGCAAUCCAUUGGGAGGAACGGGUGUAGGGGAUGAUAGAUGGGGUGACGAAUUACCUCCUCCAGGUGAAUUCGGUCCUGAUCUAGGUAGAUUCGGAGGAAUUGGCGGUCCACGACGAGGUGGUGGUGGUGGUGGAGGUGGAUUCGGCGGUUUAGGAGGAGGAAGAGGCGGCGGCGGCGGUAGUGGAUUCGGUGGUGGAUUCGGUGGUGGAUUCGGAGGAGGUAGUGGUGGGAUGGGAGGCGGGGGUGGGAUGUUUAUGUGA
This is a messenger RNA of Kwoniella shivajii, 1311 nucleotides long. RefSeq lists its product as uncharacterized. Lineage: Eukaryota; Fungi; Basidiomycota; Tremellomycetes; Tremellales; Cryptococcaceae. Bases 1 to 1311 code for a protein of 436 amino acids. Gene Ontology annotation, biological process: proteasome-mediated ubiquitin-dependent protein catabolic process. The transcript has 4 exons. Gene Ontology annotation, molecular function: endopeptidase inhibitor activity; proteasome binding. The record is from RefSeq and is a predicted model, not a curated record.